This is a messenger RNA of Penicilliopsis zonata CBS 506.65, 882 nucleotides long. RefSeq lists its product as hypothetical. The coding region runs from base 82 to 759 and encodes 225 amino acids. The record is from RefSeq and is a predicted model, not a curated record. Gene Ontology annotation, cellular component: nucleus. The transcript has 3 exons. Lineage: Eukaryota; Fungi; Ascomycota; Eurotiomycetes; Eurotiales; Aspergillaceae.
CAACAUGGGUAGCUUCUUUCUUCCUCUCCUUUGUUAUCGUUUUUCAUUUCUACGAACCACGCUUCGACUAGUAAAACCAAAAUGCCAGGGCAUGGUCACCAUCACCACGACCAUAGCGGUCAUUGCCAUGGAGAAGAUGGCCACGAUCAUUCCAACGAUAUCACGCCUGCUAUUCAGUCCACCCUAUACUCUCAAAUCGAGUUUGAUCGAAUUAUUACCUUAAACGAGGCCGAGUCGAAUUCUGGCGCUGCGAUUGUGAAAAAGACAUGGGCUGAGAGACUGAACGACCAUCCUGAGCUCGAAAGCGAUGCUGAUGAGCAGCUGCUCAUGUACAUACCUUUCACUGGACAAGUCAAGUUGCAUUCGAUCCUCAUAUAUACUGCGCCUACUUCUUCUGCCCCGAAAUCCUUGAAGCUGUUCAAGAACCGCGACGAUUUGGACUUCUCAACGGCCUCCGAACUGAAGCCCACACAGAAGGUUGAUAUUCCGCAGCCAGUGCCCGGAGCAGGCGUAUUCGAGUUACCUUUGAAUCGCGCCCACUGGAACACCACUACGUCAGUCACCCUGUUCUUUGAGGAUAACUGGAGUGACGGCGAGGAAGAAGUGACCAAGGUCGGCUAUGUUGGGUUCAAGGGCCAGUUCAUGGCUCUGAACCGCGAACCUAUCAGCUUUCUCUACGAGGCGGCGGCCAACCCUAACGAUCACGUCACGAUUCAGGGUGUCAAUGGUAUAGGCGGGCAAAUAAUGCCCGGCCAAUAGUUUCAGGCGUACAUUAUGGAUGACUUGAUUACGAUUUUAUGAAUUGUGAUGGGAAAAACCAUUGUUUUAUGGAGUUUGAGCGGGUCACAAUUAGGGUACAAGGGUAGAGCUGGACUCGUUGAG